AUGCCGCGCGGACGUCAAGGAGGUUACUAUCCAGGCACCCCAGGAUCGCCAGGGACACCAGGUACCCCAGGCAGUCCAGGCACUCCGGGUAGCCCAGGUGGUCCCGGAGGACCUGGUGGUCCCGGCGGUCCAGGUGUUCCCGGCACUGUGGGUGGAUCCGGAAGUCCCAGUGGACCUGGAGGCCCCAAUGGCCCUGGUGGACCUAGCGGUCCUGCCGGCCCUAGUGGUCCCGUAGGUCCCAGUGGACCAAAUGGUCCUAGCGGUCCCGGUACAGGUGGCGGUUAUUAUCCAGGAUCUGGACAAGGUGGCUACUACCCUGGUACACCUGGUACCCCAGGAACUCCGGGUAGCCCAGGUGGCCCAGGCGGCCCUGGAGGACCUGGUGGCCCUGGAGGACCCGGCGGUCCCGGUGGACCCGGUGGACCAGAAGGGCCCGGAAACACUGGACCCGACGGCAGCUAUAACCCAGGGAGCGGACAAGGACAACUUACAGUUCCGCCAACUCAACAAGAAAAACCUCAGCAGCCUGAACUACCAGGUACUCCAGGACAGUCAGGCACUCCAGGACAACCAGGCACUCCAGGACAGCCUGGCACUGCGGGACAACCAGGAACUCCGGGACAACCGGGCAAACCAGGACAACCAGGCACUCCGGGACAACCAGGCAUUUCGGGACAACCGGGCACUUCAGGACAACAAGUCUACCCAGGACAACAAGUUCAACCAGGCUAUUAUCCGGGACAACAGGGCACGCCACAACAACCAGGCGGACCUGGAUAUCCCGGAAAACCAAGUGAACCUAGUUACCCGGGACAACCAGGUAAACCAGGCACGCCGGGACAACCAGGCACGCCGGGACAACCAGGCACGCCGGGACAACCAGGCACUCCGGGACAACCAGGCAUUCCGGGACAACCGGGCACUUCAGGACAACCAGUCUACCCAGGACAACAAGGUCAACCAGGCUAUCCGGGACAAGCAAGCGGGCCUGGAUAUCCCGAAAAACCGAACCAACCUGGUUACCCGGGACAACCAGGUAAACCAGGCGCUCCGGGACAACCGGGCACUCCAGGGCAACCGGGCAUUCCGGGACAACCGGGCAGUCCGGGACAACAAGGCGGACCUGGAUAUCCCGGAAAACCAAGUCAACCUAGUUACCCUGGACAACCAGGUAAACCAGGCACGCCGGGACAACCAGGCGCGCCGGGACAACCAGGCACGCCAGGACAACCAGGCACUCCGGGAAAACCAGGCACUCCGGGACAACCGGGCACUUCAGGACAACCAGUCUACCCAGGACAACAAGGUCAACCAGGCUAUCCAGGACAAGCAAGCGGACCUGGAUAUCCCGAAAAACCAAACCAACCUGGUUACCCGGGACAACCAGGUAAACCAGGUGCUCCGGGACAACCAGGCACUCCGGGGCAACCGGGCACUCCGGGACAACCAGGCACUCCGGGACAACCAGGCACUCCAGGACAACCGGGCACUCCAGGACAACAAGUUUACCCAGGACAACAAGGCCAACCAGGCUAUUAUCCGGGACAACAGGGCAUUCCAGGACAAUCAGGCGGACCUGGAUAUCCCGAAAAACCAAACCAACCUGGUUACCCGGGACAACCAGGUAAACCAGGCGCUCCGGGACAACCGGGCACUCCGGGACAACCAGGCACUCCGGGACAACCAGGCACUCCGGGACAACCAGGCACUCCAGGACAACCGGGCACUCCAGGACAACAAGUU
This is a messenger RNA of Papilio machaon (common yellow swallowtail), 1743 nucleotides long. RefSeq names its product collagen alpha-2(IV) chain-like (gene CPR146). The record is from RefSeq and is a predicted model, not a curated record. The annotation marks the transcript as partial. NCBI's taxonomy places the organism in Eukaryota, Metazoa, Arthropoda, Insecta, Lepidoptera, Papilionidae. The transcript is spliced from 5 exons.